UCUUCCUCUCUCCACUCUUACUCUAUAAUGUCAACAGACAAGGUUCGUUCAACAAAACUCAAGUUCAAAGGGGAGAAGACGAAAAAGAAAAGAAGAAGAGAUUCCGACGAUGAAGAGGGAGUAAGUUCCAGUCGUCGGCGAAAAGAUCAAGACGACCAAGACCCUGAAACAUGGGUGGUACCUGAGGAUCCAGUGGAAAUUCGUGGUCCUACAUUUAUCAUACAUCCCUCAGACCCUUUCCCCAUAUCCGUCAAUUUUGAUUCUACAAGAAACCGCAUCAUUCUACACUCGCUCGAAAAGGACCAGGCGGAAGAAGGGGCUGAACCUCCAAACAUACUCGAGCGUACUCCUACUGACGUUUCUCAAGUUUGGGUGAUUACACGGGUCUCAGGGUCACCGACAAUUAACUUGCGAACUGGAACGGGAGACGGGAAGUUCCUUUCUUGUGACAAACAUGGCUUAGUAUCAGCAGAUAGGGAAGCUCGCGGGCCGCAAGAGGAAUGGACCCCAGUCAUUAUGCCUGAUGGCAUGAUUGCUUUCAUGAACGUCUACGAAAAGUACCUCAGCGUAGAUGAAGUUGCGGGCGGCUCGCUUCAGCUCCGUGGUGACUCAGAGGAAGUUGGUUUCGGUGAGCGGUUUUGGGUAAAAAUUCAGAGUAAAUACAAGAGGGAAGCCCAUGAGGAAAAGAAGAAAAAGGAGGGCAUGUCUGAUGUAGGAAAAGCGGAUGAAGCAGGGACCAAUCGGAUAUAUCAGGCCUGGGGUGCUGGGCGAUCGAUAGUGUCACAAAGUGAUAAGAAGGAGCUUAAGCGUGCUCGAAAGGAGGGACGCCUAGCUGAAGCUUUAUUAGAUCGUCGAGCUAAGCUGAAAAGCGAUCGAUUCUGCUGAUCCAACGUGAUGUCAGAAUAUCAGCGUCUUUCGUUCAGCCACCGUGUAAACUAUACAUGUGUACGAAUAGGAGAUAAUUUUGUGCCCUCGUGAUGUGGUGGUCUUCAUGCGCCCCUACAAAACGCGAUUUUUUUAAUAGGUUCCGUCAAUUGUCUUAUCAUGGACGGAAGAGAAGAAGAGAAGGCACUGGUUUACAAUAUAUAGCCGUAAAUGAUCCAUCGCGUCCUAUCAUUCAUCUUUACCAGUAUCGAUCAUGGCCACCUCCCAGCCUGUCCCCAGGCCGGUUGUCACCAUUAUUGGGACCGCCGAGCUGCGUAUCUGUAUGUCCAUGGGAGUGCAUGAAUUUUGUCAAUUCUGCACAUGUUUAAGGUACACUGCUGCUGAAUUUCUGGAUCUGGAUGCUUGUUAUGGUGACCAAGACGAAGAGCGGCGCCGUCUAUUCGAACAAAAGGUCACUUUCAAAAUGCCUAUCUUGAAAACCGACUAUGAAUCUGCGUGGCCCAUUGAAGUAUACAUGGCACAGUAUCUUAAGCGCAGGAUGUACACCUGUAAAGUGCGUCCGAGUGUUAAUGGUCGACCUGUAAGGAAAAUGGGUCCAAGGAGGGAUUUUGAAGUUGUUGGAGCGCCAAAGAAUGAAACCCGCAAAUCUGACUACUAUGUCCGUCAAGAAGAGCGAUUGGCCACUUUGUCCGGCUUCCCAAGACCCUCUGUCCCGACCGCGCAACCUUAUGUGUUAUUACCCAGUUUAUCGUCUGUUGUGAGGAGGUCGGGUAGGUCUCGCGCAAAUGUGAAUGCAUCCACGAGCACCGCCACGGGAGAAGGCGUUUCAGGACCAUCGUUACCCAGAAGUCCCCAAACAGAAAAGGGAUCAUCAGAUGUCAGAGAAUUUCUCCGUCACCUGAAACCCAACCUCGAGAGUUUUUGUGCCGAUUUCAUCGAGGCUGGGAUCGUUACUGCCUCGGAUGUCAAGGCACUUUUAUCAUGGCCUGAAGAGGACCGCAACAAAUUUUACAUGCAGGAGUUUGGACGAAAAAUGAGCUGUUUCCAGCUCGGUGCAUUGCAGAUUGGUUCUAUCAGACAUGCCCAUUCAGCUUAAGAGGGAUUAGGUCCAAAAACUCACCUCUUUUUGUUUUGACUUGAUUUUUGACUUGAUUUAUAUCAUCUUCCCUUGUCAGCUGCAACCCUCAAAGCCAUCGUCCUUGAAGCUGCUUGUCGGGGUAAAAUUGUUUAUCGAAGUAUGAUAAUGCGAGUAGAUA
Serpula lacrymans var. lacrymans S7.9 is the source of this 2141-nucleotide messenger RNA. RefSeq lists its product as uncharacterized. NCBI's taxonomy places the organism in Eukaryota, Fungi, Basidiomycota, Agaricomycetes, Boletales, Serpulaceae. The transcript is spliced from 9 exons. Gene Ontology annotation, molecular function: actin filament binding. Bases 28 to 885 code for a protein of 285 amino acids. The record is from RefSeq and is a predicted model, not a curated record. Gene Ontology annotation, cellular component: striated muscle dense body; catalytic step 2 spliceosome; nucleolus.